UCAGAAAAAAAACUAAAAACAGGUCAAAUGAAUGCAACUAUGUCAUCAGCGCUAACCAUCCAGUUUCUCAUGGUGGCUUGUAUGAUGGGGCUCGUUUUAAUAUCAUUUGGAGCUGAGGGGGCACCUUCAAAACAUCCUCAGAAGAAAGCAAACCACAGGUCAUCAGAAGAAUCGCAUCCAUCCUCAUCAUACCAGUUGAUCUUGGAUCCUGAGUUCAAAUCCUCAGCCAACCCGAUCCAUCCAAUCAACAACGACUCCAUCUCUCCAUGGACCUACACGUUUACACAUGAUGACAGCCUGUACCCUUCUAGCAUCGCAGAGGCGAAAUGUUCGCUGACUGGAUGUUUGCUAGAAGGCGCUGAGGAUUUCCAUUCCAAACCGAUUUACACCCAAAUCAUGGUCUUGAGGAAAAUUCGAGGAGAAAAGCAGAAUUACUCCUUAAAACUUGAGUACAAAACCAUUGCAGUGGGAUGCACCUGCGUUCGUCCAUAUGUACAACAUGUUUAA
Messenger RNA from Sinocyclocheilus grahami, 507 nucleotides. Its product is annotated as interleukin-17F-like. The transcript is spliced from 3 exons. Gene Ontology annotation, cellular component: extracellular region. The record is from RefSeq and is a predicted model, not a curated record. Gene Ontology annotation, molecular function: cytokine activity. Bases 28 to 507 code for a protein of 159 amino acids. Gene Ontology annotation, biological process: inflammatory response. Lineage: Eukaryota; Metazoa; Chordata; Actinopteri; Cypriniformes; Cyprinidae.